This is a messenger RNA of Naegleria gruberi, 1083 nucleotides long. RefSeq lists its product as uncharacterized. Bases 1 to 1083 code for a protein of 360 amino acids. NCBI's taxonomy places the organism in Eukaryota, Heterolobosea, Eutetramitea, Acrasida, Naegleriidae. The transcript has a single exon. Gene Ontology annotation, biological process: protein import into peroxisome matrix. The record is from RefSeq and is a predicted model, not a curated record. Gene Ontology annotation, cellular component: peroxisomal matrix; cytosol. Gene Ontology annotation, molecular function: protein binding.
AUGGGAGUCGGUAUAUGUCUUGUUAAUAAUCCUCAUUCACUAGAGUGGAGUCCCUUUAUUGAAAAUCAACUUGCUGUGGCAACCUCAAACAGACCAGGUCAUACACCAAUUUCUGGCAUUAUUUAUUUACUCUCUUUUUUACCAAAGAACGAAAUUGAAAUUGAACAUCAAAUUCAGCUAAAUGUUGGAUGUCAACAUAUCCUUUGGUCACACAGAAACGAAAGUAUUCUUCUCAGUUCCUGUCAUGAUAAUGUAUUAAGAUUUUUUGAUACACAGAAUACAGAUUGUAUGUAUAGAGAAUGGUUCGAUACUCAAAGUAUCUCAAAUUUGGAUUGGGAUAAAAUCUCUCUAGAGUGGAUAAUAACAGGAGGAAUAGAUUCAUCUAUCAAGUUGUAUCAUGAAAAUCAAGAUUCCAAUGAAUCUCUUCAAACAUUUCACACUAAAAAACAUGAACUUGUCAUUAAGGAACAAGAAUCAAAUUUGGAAAGUAUUGAUGAUUUGCAGGCCCCUCCUAUUCAUGAUAUUCAGUGGAAUACUCAUUCUCCCAUGCAAUUUCUCACUACUGAUAGAGAUGGUUUUGUGUGCUUAUGGGAUUUGAGACAAGAGGAAGAUCCUUGUGUUAAAUCGUUUAGAAUUCAUAACAAGACAUGUGCCUUAAAAAUGGAUUUGAAUAUAUUUGAUGAAAACUCUUUAGCUUUGGGAUGUUUUGAUAAUUCAUUAAUGACCUAUGAUUUGAGAAAUGUGAAGAAACCAAAAUCUAUUCUAUCUAACAUUCACUACUCCCAAAUAACGUCAACACAAUGGAGUCCACAUACGCAACAUUUAGUGGCUACAAGCUCCACUGAUAGAACAUUAAGGAUAUGGGACAUGAGAGAAUCAAAUAACCUAUUGCAAUUCAAUAAUGAUACCCCAAAUGAUUCAUACGAGACUGAAGUUAGUUUUGGAGGGAGAGUGUCAAAUUUUAAAAAUCAAAAGAUGGAAGAUUGGGUGAAUGAUAUUGCAUGGAAUAUUCAUGAAGUUGGUUUGAUGGCUCUAUGUUGUAAUGAUCAACUUGUAAAGGCCUACAAUAUUAAAGAAGAUUAG